This is a messenger RNA of Quercus lobata, 624 nucleotides long. RefSeq names its product SHI-related sequence3 (gene SRS3). Bases 1 to 624 code for a protein of 207 amino acids. Gene Ontology annotation, cellular component: nucleus. Lineage: Eukaryota; Viridiplantae; Streptophyta; Magnoliopsida; Fagales; Fagaceae. Gene Ontology annotation, biological process: positive regulation of DNA-templated transcription. The record is from RefSeq and is a predicted model, not a curated record. The transcript has 2 exons. Gene Ontology annotation, molecular function: DNA-binding transcription factor activity; DNA binding.
AUGAGGCAGCAAGGAGGACUAAUGGGGGCUUCAAGAUGCCAAGACUGUGGGAACCAAGCUAAGAAAGAGUGUGUGUACAUGAGGUGCAGGACUUGCUGUAAGAACAAAGGUUUUCAGUGUGAAACUCACGUCAAGAGCACUUGGAUCCCUUUGUAUAGGAGGCGCCAGAGGCAGCAACAUCAACAGCAACAGCUUGCAGCUGUUCUUCCACAGGAACUUCAGGGACAUAGCCCUAAGAGGCACAGACAAAUCCACUCUUCAGGUUCAGAAGAGGCAAAAUUUCCAGCUGAAGUGCAGUCAAUGGCAACAUUUCGUUGCAUUCGUGUGAGCUCAAUGGAUGAUGAAGAUGAUGAAUAUGCAUUUCAAACUGCUGUGACCAUUGGAGGCCAUGUAUUUAGGGGUGUUCUCUAUGAUCAAGGCCUUGAAAGUCGUCACACUAGUACUGUAGGUGAAAGCUCCUCCAGCCGUGCACAUCAGCAACCUAACAAUCUUCUCAAUGCUGCUACACUUGCAACUAUCACUCCCAAUUCAGCUUCCACAGAACAAUUUCUUCCUCCUUCAUAUCCUUUUUCACUUAAUGCUUUCAUGCCUGGUAUGCAAUUUCUUCCACGCCCGAGAACUUAA